AUGAGAGUGGUGAACCGGAUAGCCACUUUUGGCCGAUUCUAUUGCCUGGCAUUGGUAGUGAUACUACUGCCCGGGCCCUCGUGUAGUGAAGCGUACGAAGCCAGAAACGAUGACGUGACCAAAAGUUUGCAUCAGCCAACAGCUGCGACACGGCAGCUGAGUGCCAGCGUCAACACCCGCCGCACGGCCAACAUUGUGGGCGCCGAGUUCAUCAGCUUCUACGCCAACCCGCAGGACAUUUUCGACGGCCAAGGCAAUCCGAUCAGUGAAACGAGUUUCCUGAUGGCGCAGAGUCUCGGUCAGGCUUACCUGAAGGUCGUUGCCGACUCGUCGCAGCUUCAUCUGCAAACGGCCGGUGGCCAGAGUGUUAUCGGGGGGCCCGAUACCGGACGACUGGUGCACAUUACGGCCACUGCCUGGCAUGCCUUCUACGAGUGGGCCCGACGGGCCGAGUUGGUGCCGGUGUUCGUGCUCGACUACCCGGCCGGUAGUGGCGGUGAAUGGAAGCCCAAGAGCGCGCUUCAAAUCCUGUCCGCAGCCAGCAGCCUCGGUAUCAACGAGUGCCGGUGGCAGUUGGGAAAUGGUAACGUUACUGACGGCGCCAAGUAUGUCGAAGACCUGAGAACGUUUCGGAUGAUGCUGAAGGCUUUCCCCAAGCACCGCGAUCACUGGAGUGUGGUGGCCUGCGAGCUUAACCCGGAGAGGGUGUCACUGGAGGAGCUGCAGUACCUUCAGGCCAACAUGGAGACGCUCGUCGAUGCAGUGACCAUUAGCAAGUACGAUCAAGAGGAGGGCUCCGCUUGGAACCACACAACACUGCUACGGGAAAUCAAUCUACGGGGACUCGCCGGACGCCACCGUGUUCCGAUUUGGCUCGAUUUGAUCACACCGAGAGACGCAGACCGUAAUGCCGUUCGAUCUACGUCCGGUUGCUGUGGCAUGUGCUUACGGGAAGGACUCGAGUAUGCAAGAUUCCUGGGCGAAGCGGCACGCAGUGGUGUAAGCGCCGUCUUCAAGUCGCUGCACCGACACGACAUCCAACAGUACACCCUGAGCUACGUCGUGGCACUGCUGCACCGACGUACGAUCGGUCGUAAGGUGUUCUCGGUGCAGCACCGACUUACGGUCGGCGAUCGCGGAAGCCCUACACCCUGCCGGACGUCGGUCUAUGCAUACUGUGCCCGCAAUCACACCGGCUCGUUGACCGUGGUGAUCGUCAACGAGGACACCGUCGGCGAGGCUGCCAACGUGACGAUCAAUUUGCAGACCCGCGCCCUGACGUCACCCGUCGAGCUGUAUCUUGUCAACGUACAGAGCGGCCAGGCGAUGGUCAACAACCGGGCGUUCGACGACGCCAACGAUCCACCGGUUAGUCCUGUGACCGCAGUGACGUCUCUUACGAACGGAGCCACUUUCUACGUGCCAGCGCAAUCCAUUCUGUACGCGAUCCUGCCCGGUGUGCAGGUUCGUGAGUGCCGCAACGAUCACCCGUCCGACGAUCGGGAGCAUCUGAGGAGCCCUUCGGACGAUCGUACCUCGGCCGAUGCUCUGCUGCAGGAUCUGAUCGGUGACGUGGUGAGCAAUGUGCCACUGGAGCCCCUACAACGAAGACGCCGUUGGGCGGGGAAUGACCUAAUGGAACUACCUGCCAGCGGUCGCCAGAAGCGAUUUCCUUCUCGGAUCGCUGGCCCUCCACAAGAUAGCGAUCCUGCGGAAAGCCUCGCGCAAGCAAAUGAGGAGACGGCAUCGCCCGGUCGGAGCGCGCGGGGUCCACGCCAGACCCAGGGCUACAAGCGCCAGCAAAGGCGUCUACGGCAGAAGGAAAAGCGCACCGAGAAACGCCAUCUGCGCAAGAUGAAACACCCGUUGCGGGAAUCGCUGCGCGAGCGUACGAAACGCGGCGAGCGCAUCGAUCGCCCGCUGAACCGUCAGCACCAGCGGCUCUUGAAGCGAAUGUCGGCCAAGUUGGCCAACCCGAAAACGAAACGAUCCUCGUUGGCCGAGGCAGUCAACGAACCGCCCGCGUUCGUAGGCAGCGAGGAGACGGUCGACGGACACCGAUCCAACUUCCCACUCGGGGACGUCCAUCUGGUCAUUUCGAAGGCCAGUGGUGACAUGGACUACAUGGCGGAUGAUGCCGACGGAGCUGUAGAUGGAUGGUCAGAGCCGAAACCACAGCGGAAUCGGGGCAUGACGCCACCUGGCGCAAGAAGAAGGAUCUCCAUCAAGCAGCGGGACUUCCGGCGUAAGGCCGCUACCGAUGACAGUGGCGAAGACUGCGACAGUCGCCGUCGCCGUCCAUUCCGCGUGGGAGAGGCGGAACACGAUAUGGAGACGAAAGAAACGAAGCGUAUCGAUCGCUACAUGACGAUCGUGAAGGAGAGGCCGACCGAGCGAGACCAGCGCGAUCGCGGUGAAGUACGCGAUGGGGUUAUCGUGGCGUCCCUUGCGCAGCCAACCACGGAUCGGAGCGUCGAUGAACGGUACCAGGAGGAGAUGCGCGAACAAGACACGGAGAGCCACUCCGAGGGAAUGCUCUCUAACGUGCUUGAUCAGGAAUCGUUGGAAAUGGUUGGGGAGGAGUCUAACGAGGCACCAGCGUACGAGGAGCCUCCAGUGACCGAGGAAGAGGAAAUCGCCCUCUACACGCCCGCACCACGCGCCAACAGCGAGGAGCGGCAGGACCUGUACCGGUUAGAGGACAGCUGGUCGCUGGAGUCCUCAUCGGCGGAGGUCGCCGAAGUGCGGCCGCGGUACAAGCGCUCAGAGACGGAACCGUCGGUGGUGGCGUCAGAACGGGACAUCGAACGGUUGGAGGACUUCUUCCGGAACAACGCCAAGCUGCAGCAAAAGUUUGCCGAAAUGUUCGAUCUGAUGCUCGAGGCGAUCGAGGAGCUCGAUUCGGACGAGAACGAUGCGAGCGAGAGAGGGUCGGCCAGUGACGAGAAGCACGAGCCAAAAAAGAGGCGCACCAAGCGAAACGUUCUACUCCAUCCGCAGUCCUGGGAGGCUCGGGAGCGAUCGAACAUGAUCCAGCGGAAGGCUUCGUCGGUGGAGUCGCGCGAGAACUACGUCGAACCUCCGGUGGCGUCACGGGCGGGGACACGCCCGAGUGCGACGACGGAAGCUGACCACGAGCAUGAGCACCCCGACGAGACCAUCGACGAGGGCAGACCCGGAGCGUACGUCAUCCGGACGGUGGUGAACUUUAUGCGUAAAGCGACGAGCGAUUUUCAUCAGCUAUUUUCCGGAUGGUUCGGCAAGCCAACGUCCUGA
This is a messenger RNA of Anopheles cruzii, 3276 nucleotides long. RefSeq lists its product as uncharacterized. The record is from RefSeq and is a predicted model, not a curated record. The transcript is spliced from 3 exons. The coding region runs from base 1 to 3276 and encodes 1091 amino acids. Lineage: Eukaryota; Metazoa; Arthropoda; Insecta; Diptera; Culicidae. Gene Ontology annotation, cellular component: extracellular matrix.